GAACAAACAUGGCAGCCCUCUUGAGCCGGCUGCACCACGUUUCCAUCCAUGUCUCCAACGCUGAGAGAAUAGCGGCCGAGCUCAGCUCUAAAUUCAAGUUUAAUUUGUUUGCCGCCAGGUUCACCGGCAGGUCCCGGCAGCUGGCUUUCAGGAAAGGAGCGGCGGUUUUCGUCGUGAAUGAGAGACCAACUCAGGGAAGUGUGGGAUUGAAUGAAGGGCCGGGCGCUUUGGACAAACACGGUCCACGCCGGGUGGACGCGGGGAAGCGCACGCCGGGUGGCUCCUCCGCGUGUCUCUACGACGUGAGCCCUCGUCACCCGGUGGACACUGUGAGCAACGUGUGCUUCGAGGUGGAGGAUGUGGAAAGGUCAUUCAAGGUGCUUCGCCAUCUGGGCUGCAACUUCCUGGUGCCUCCGACCACGGUGGAGGAUGAGGAUGGUCCCGUCACCUACUCGGUGGUUAAAUCCGUGGUGGGAAACGUGUGCCACACGCUCAUCGACAAGACCAAGUACAGGGGAGUCUUCUUGCCUGGGUUUGAUUUCACUGUGAAGGACUCAGAGGGAGAGGACGUGUCUUGCCCUGUCACACACUUUGAUCACAUAACCUACGCCUGUCCCAGAGGAACCACCCAGCAGGUCAUGAGCUGGUACGAGAAGCUCUUUGGCUUUCAGAGGUUCUUCAUUGACAGUAAUGAAGAUGUUGAUGAAGGUUUUGUCGUAAACCAGGAGGGCAUCGGACUGCGACUCACUGCCAUGCAGUACUGGAAGUGCAGCGAAGCCGGAAUCGCUCUUCCCUCUGUGGACAAAAAAGACCCAGACUGCAAGUUUGUCAUUGCAGAAUCGCUGCCCGAUCAAGGCAGCAACCAGGUCGACACCUUCUUGGAGCAGCAUCAAGCCCCGGGGGUCCAGCACAUCGGACUGUACACCAAAGACAUAGUCUCUACUGCACACACCAUGGCUAAAGCUGGCGUACAGUUCUUCUCCCCUCCUCCGGCCUAUUACACUGAGGUGGGAAAACAGCAGGAAAUAGAAGAAGCAGGACACAGUCCCCAGAUGCUGGCACAGCAUGGCAUUCUCCUGGAUACAGACCUGCACCAGGAUCCCUUAUCGCAGACGGCAUCCAGCGAAAACAGAAGAUACCUCCUCCAGGUGUUCACAAAGCCCAUAUUUGCAGAGGACACCUUCUUCCUGGAGCUGAUUGAGCGAAGAGGGGCGACAGGUUUUGGCGAGGGGAACAUCAGGGCGCUGUGGAGGUCUGUGCAGGCGUACAUGGAGAACGAGAGGACGGAUUCUCGAGGAGAGGGACCUCCAAAAACUGUGCAAACCGCUCCGUAUUAGCUGGUCCAGAAAUUUAUAUCAGGGUUUUUUUUUUCCUCUAUGUUUUUUAUAACAAUGUGAGAGCCCUUACCGGGGAAAAUAUGUAAAAUGGUUUAAGACAACUUGAUUGUAAUAUAUUUACAUGACUUUUCUACAAGUGGUAAAUCUGAAGAUGCUUAUUGCACUGCUAACAAUAUAACUGUCCGUUAUACACUGUAUUAGUAUUUAUCCUUGAACCUGACUGAGCUGACUGAUGACACUAAGCGCAAAAGUGUUGCGAAUCAAAUGAUACGUUCUGUCCUCGAAAAAAAUGUCUCAAGAAAAUUACACUUGCUGUAGCAGUAAAAUGAAUGUCUUUGUUUUCACUGAAUCAAAGCAGACCAAAUGACUCCAGAGCAACUGUUCCACAAUAAAUCUGUUCCUCACAGUA
Stegastes partitus (bicolor damselfish) is the source of this 1746-nucleotide messenger RNA. RefSeq names its product 4-hydroxyphenylpyruvate dioxygenase-like (gene hpdl). The record is from RefSeq and is a predicted model, not a curated record. Gene Ontology annotation, molecular function: 4-hydroxyphenylpyruvate dioxygenase activity. The transcript has 5 exons. The coding region runs from base 9 to 1337 and encodes 442 amino acids. Gene Ontology annotation, biological process: aromatic amino acid metabolic process. Lineage: Eukaryota; Metazoa; Chordata; Actinopteri; Pomacentridae.